Molecule: messenger RNA, 1203 nt
Organism: Alnus glutinosa
Lineage: Eukaryota; Viridiplantae; Streptophyta; Magnoliopsida; Fagales; Betulaceae
Exons: 2
Coding region: 275-751 (158 amino acids)
Source: RefSeq, a predicted model, not a curated record
GCCUCUCUCAGUCUCUCUCUCUCUCUCUCUCUCUCUCUCUCACUCACUCGCUAAGCCACAAGUUUUAAGUACUCCGACAACGGCAAAGGCUUUGGUAAUGGUGUAAAGCCUUUAAGUACUGCCACAGCUUUCAGUACAGUCCAAAGCUCUCUCUCUCUCUCUCUCUCUCUCUGAAACUGCAUUGCUAUGACCAAGAAGAACCACGUAAACAUGGUGUAAGCCUGCUAGAUUUCGGAGUUGAGAAGAAGGAAAAGGAAAACAACAAGAAAGGAAAAUGGUGGAAAAAGAAGGGUAUGCAUGGGCACCAAUAGGGGCUCCUUUGGACAACGUGCAGAGAGAGGAGCCCUUGAGGCACUUCGACAACUCGGUUAAUGCUGUGUCGUUCGGGUUCGUUGCCACCGCCAUUCUCAUCUCCAUGUUCUUGAUCAUGGCCAUCUUUGAGAGAUUCCUCAGACCCACCUCGCAGGCGCUCUCGCCGUCCGGUGCCCGCAACCACCGGGACCUUGAGUCCCAGAUGGGCUUCAAUGCCAAACUCGGACACCCAUCUCCCAAAAUGACUGUGUAUGCUAGUGGAGUUUCUGUAUUGAUGCCUGGAGAUGAUAUUCCUACCUUCAUUGCACACCCAGCCCCCAUGCCAUGUCCUCCUGCACGCUUUUUGUGGCCUCCCCAUCAUCAUAUUUCAUUGCCUAAUCUCAACUCAAACUCCAACUUGGGCGCAAACUCAAGCUCAAGCUCCUUAGGAGAAAACUAAACAUGAGAAUCGCAUCGCAUGCUAGCUAUUUCAAGCUCAAACCAUGAUCAUGCACUCAGAGCAAGUGUUACUACUCCCUGGACACUAAAGCAAGCAUGGCCGGACAGUAUUCAAGGUUGCACUAUUUUUCUUUUUACCCAAAAGCUCUUGAUUUGUAUAUAGCAUUAAUGGGCAGGCUGGCCUUGGCAUAAGUGUCACCUUCAAAUUUGCAGACUGACUUACCAUCCAAGUGCACCUGGUAUUACAUAUUUAUCUUUUAAUGUUCAGAUUUCCCAAAUAUGAUUUGGAUCUUUAGAUAUAUGUAUUGCAUUGCCAUCAGAUAGAUCAGUCUCUUACUCUCUUUUGUAAAAAAAAAAAAAAACUGAGGAAUGUAAAUGGUGUUGGGUAUGGUGCAGAAUUUUCAAAAAGGUGCAUAGCAAAGGCCUUAAUAGAUGCUCAUUUCAUGUGUCAAA